Molecule: messenger RNA, 222 nt
Organism: Penicillium oxalicum
Lineage: Eukaryota; Fungi; Ascomycota; Eurotiomycetes; Eurotiales; Aspergillaceae
Exons: 1
Coding region: 1-222 (73 amino acids)
Source: RefSeq, a predicted model, not a curated record
AUGUACAUCCAAUCAAUGAUGUCCAAGACCGGACUCGCAAAGCCUCUCUCUGAUGCAGAGAAAAGAAAGUCGGAAGCUUCAAACGGCAAAUCAUGGAUUAGCAGCAGCCCUGCUACUGCCGCCAUUUUGGUGACCCAGCUUCGUGAUAACUUAGGAUUGGAAAUGAGGAUUCGGGUGCGCCGAAGGGGUAUUGUUUCUCGGGUUCCAAUUGCUCAUAAAUGA